GGCCUGGCCAAUCCAAAUUGUCUCAGUAUGUCUCCUUUGUACCGAGAGGAGCAGAUUAUCCAAACAGUGAACUUCCUGAACCAGACAGUGAUUAUAUAAAUCAUCGAGCCCAUCCGCCCGACGACAUGCACUGAAGCCAUUGUAUACUCAUAAAUCCGGCCCGGAGUAUUCACCCAUAAUUACUGCAUUACAUACCAUAUAAACAUGAGGUUUGGCUACUCUGAAAUCAAAAGCAUAAGCAUUCGCCCUUCGCAGUAUCCGUCCAGGGCUAACGAUUACCAUGUCACUGGGAGAAUUCAUAUCCGGCUUAACAGAAAAGUGCCGAUGAAGGCCAUGACCAUAUCGUUGAAAACGGUGUACACCUCCAAUAGAGGCGCCGCUACCGCUCUGCACAACAUGAAUGGCGGGCCCACACAAGAUGAGACCAUACUUAAUCUGCAAUCCCAAUGCUGUACGUUACCAGUUCUUGGUGCCGGUGAGCACAACCUUCCAUUUAAGUUUCAGAUGCCUGGUCGUCUUGGGAAGUUGGUUGCUUCUGGUGUCAUGUCGUCCAAAAUAAAGCAGGUUUUAACUAUCACCUUGGUAAAAUCCCACUCAAUGCUUUCAAGUAACUUCCCGCUUGUGGUUUCCCAUAUCCUCAGUUCUUCGACGGUUUUGCCGUUGAAGCCCUCCUCUAAGAAACUUCUCAUUCCAUUCCACAUUACCUAUCCACAUUGCAAUAGAAGCAUUCGGAAGUGCAUGGUUUCACUCGUGGAGACCGUCUCUAUCACAAAUCCUAGCGCCGCCAGAUCCUUGCAUGACGAAAGAGUAUUGAUCAACAGGAGAGGUCAAGAAGUUUCUUCCACGCAUACUACAAAGAGAAUCAUUGUCCAAUACACAAUCGACGCCGACAGCUCAAACACUACGUACAUUUCUGACACGGCUAUUACCAGGCAGCCACUUUUACUCAUGGUGGAUGAUGCUACUGAUAAAAUCUUGGCUGAUCACCUGAGCAAAGUGGGGAAAAGCGGGCUUACUGUCACGGUUAGGCACAAGCUUGUGUGCUUGUUGCUAGGUGCUACAGGUGAACAGAUGUUUGAAAUGCCCACCGCGAUUACGGAAAGUAUGGUCGAUCAAGGAUUGUGUGACUUGAUGGAGCAGUACAAUAGGUCCGGUUGGAACGAUGACCUUGAAACGAUCUACGACGGAGAGAAGGAUCACUCACACGUUACGGAACACGCAGUGGACGGACAGUCGGAGACUAAUGCUGGUUUAUUUUCUCAUCACGAUCAAGGUUUAAAUGACGAUAACUUUGACAUGGCGACAUUGGUUGCAUGAGUCGAUAACUUCUAGACAUCAGUCCCGAAAGCUAGAAAAAGGUUAAUAUUGCUCGAUUAGCCGGGGGUAUCGCCGAACCGCAGGUGUUCGAACAAUGAAAUAUGACAUAGCUUUAGGCUGGAUCGGCAAAAGGACGCCCUGCUGAGUCGCGGUUUGUAUAGACCUAAAAAGAUGUUGGAUACUUUCACGUUGGAAUCAUAAGGAGUGAACCCCACAGUGUGCUCGGCUUCGUGGUUUUUUGCAUAUUUCGUGGAUUGAACAUAUAUCUGUGUAAACGCCUUAGCCUUCAAAAGAC
This is a messenger RNA of Babjeviella inositovora NRRL Y-12698, 1612 nucleotides long. RefSeq lists its product as uncharacterized. The record is from RefSeq and is a predicted model, not a curated record. The coding region runs from base 205 to 1317 and encodes 370 amino acids. NCBI's taxonomy places the organism in Eukaryota, Fungi, Ascomycota, Pichiomycetes, Serinales. The transcript has a single exon.